Messenger RNA from Arachis duranensis, 541 nucleotides. Its product is annotated as thioredoxin H-type. The record is from RefSeq and is a predicted model, not a curated record. Lineage: Eukaryota; Viridiplantae; Streptophyta; Magnoliopsida; Fabales; Fabaceae.
AUGAAUCUAAGAAGCUGAUUGUUGUGGAUUUCACUGCUUCAUGGUGCGGACCAUGCCGCUUCAUUGCACCUUUUCUGGCUGAGUUGGCUAAGAAGUUUACAAAUGUCAUAUUUUUGAAGGUGGAUGUGGAUGAACUACAGUCUGUUGCUCAAGACUGGGCUGUGGAGGCAAUGCCCACCUUUGUGUUUGUGAAAGAGGGAACCAUUAUUGACAAAGUGGUGGGAGCAAAGAAGGAAGAACUGCAGCAGAAGCUUGAGAAACAUGUGGCUACAGCCAGUGCUUAAACUUGCUGGUGUUACUUUGAUGUUCAAAAUGCCAUAGACGUAGUGUGUGAUGUUAUCUCUUUUAUACUCUAGUACCGGAUACAUAUUAGGUAUUUGUGUUAUUUCACCGUACAUCUUUGUAUAGGUGGCGACUCUUGUCAUCUAUAUUUAGUGAGUGAUUUCGUCCUUUAUUCUGUCUAAAAAUAAUGCUGAAUAGUCUUGUACUAUGACUUCGUGAUUGCACAUGAGAAAUGGAUUGAUCUAAUUUUACUUGUUAA